CCGGUAUCGCUGUUGUGCUUCCAACGUGGGACUACGGAGCGAUCGCCCACAGAAAAAGGAAAAAGUAACUCGGCAAAGGAGAAAACUCAUGGUGGUUAACCCAGGCUCGGAAGAAGGAGGGGGACGCAGUUUUGUUAUUUAUCGGAUCGUCUAGAUGUUGUGAGCACAGACUGCACCUGAUGAGCAGCUGGUGGAGUUUCUUUGGAUGGUACCGAGUCCGUGUUUCAAAGUUGGAUUUAUGCGGUUCAGAUUUGGAGCAGAGAUUUCGGAAAAGCGCUCGGCUUGAACGUUUUUACCACUAUUCCUAAUUUAUUCACUAAAUAUUUGCAUUUUGGAUCGUUCCAACUCCGUUAGACGUUUGUGUUAAAGGCAGUUUUUGGAGGAGAGCAGCUGGAGUCGGGCGCAGAGUGUCCUUUAAUAUUUGGCUCCUGCGUGUUUUCAAAGGUAGCUGCGAAGGCAAGCCUUUUCCCUUUUACGGACACAUUUUUGCUACUUAAUUUGAAUCAAAUGUUUCCGACAGUGCAGCUCUGUUUCUUCGUCUGUGGGUCUCCUUAAAUCUCACUCCUGCGUCGGACUCCGGGGGGAGAAAGUUGGGAGUCAGGACUUGUUUCAGAGAUGAAUUCCGCUGAGACGGACGCAAAGUUGUUUCUACUGGCCUUUGUGUCAAAACAAGACAGUUCAUGAGCUGCAAAGGCUUUUUACUUUUCCCGAAGCGAGACUGAUCAUUUUCCCAGUCCGUGGGAUACCUGGAGAGCUCCGCUGCCGCGCUGCUAUACUGGAUACAAAAUGGCGGCGUCCCUGGGACGGCUUGGAUGUGUUUCUCGCUGUGUUUUUUAUUUAAUGUUAUCGCUGGAGCUGUCAAACAGUUUUGGACUGUGUUCGGACGCACCUUGCCCUCAGAACUGUACCUGCAGAGGAGAUUCGGUGGACUGCAGUGGCUUGGAGCUGACGGUACCGCCUCUGGACCUUCCAGUCCGGACUGUUUCCUUGAAUCUCGGACACAAUAAGUUGGCCUCCUUCAGCCCCGAAGCCUUUGACAAUCUUCCUAACUUGCGUGAACUGCGCUUGGAUCACAAUGAGCUGACGUCCAUACCAGAUUUAGGACAGGCUGCUUCCAGAAUUGUAUCCCUCUACCUACAUCAUAAUAAGAUCCGCAUUAUUGAUGGCAGUCGUACCACAGAGCUGGUUUCCGUGGAAACGCUGGACCUGAGCAAUAAUGAGAUUACUGAUCUGCGGGCGGACGGCUUCCCUGCGGGACUUCAAAUCAGAGAUCUAUACCUUAGCAACAACAAGAUCAGCACGCUGCAGCUCGGAGCGCUGGAUCAUCUGGGCUCAACUCUGCAGGUUCUGAGACUGAGCCGAAACCGCAUCAGCCAGAUCCCGAUCCGAGCCUUCCAGCUUCCAAGGCUCACCCAGCUGGAACUGAACAGGAACCGCAUCCAUCAGAUCGAGGGUCUAACUUUCCAGGGGUUGUCCAGUCUGGAGGUGCUGAAACUGCAAAGGAACAGCAUCAGCAAGCUGACUGACGGAGCCUUCUGGAACCUGUCCAAGAUGAAAGUCCUUCACCUGGAGUACAACAACCUGACUGAGGUGAACAGCGGCUCCUUGUACGGCCUGAGCUCCCUCACGCAGCUCUUCCUCAGCAACAACUCAAUAGCCCGCAUCAACGCCGAUGGCUGGAAGUUCUGCCAGAGGCUGAGGGAACUGAAUCUGUCGUACAACAACUUGACUCGUCUGGAUGAGGGGAGUCUGGCUGUGCUGGGGGACCUGCACACACUGCGGCUGGGCCACAACUCCAUCAGCCACAUCAACGAGGGAGCAUUCAGGGGCCUCAAGGCACUACGAGUCCUGGAGCUGGACCAUAACGACAUCUCUGGCACAAUAGAGGACACCAACGGGGCCUUCACUGGAUUGGACAAGCUCAACAAGUUGACUCUAUUUGGAAACGAGGUCAAAUCGGUGGCCAAGAAAGCCUUCGCCGGCCUGGAGACCUUGGAACACCUGAACCUGGGGCAGAACGCUAUUCGUUCCAUCCAGCCUGAUGCUUUCAGCAAGAUGGGGAACAUAAAAAGCCUCCUCAUUCAGAGCAACAGUUUCCUCUGUGACUGCCAGCUCCAGUGGUUGCCCAUCUGGCUGCAGAUGCAUGGUCUGCAGGCGGGUGUAAAUGCCACCUGUGCCCACCCAGUGAGCCUGCAGGGCACCAGCAUCUUUGAAGCUCCACAAAACAGCUUUGUGUGCGAUGACCUCCCCAAGCCUCAGAUCACUGUCCAGCCGGAGAACACGGUGACGGUGCUCGGCAGCGAUGUGCGUCUCACGUGCACGGCGGCGAGCAGCAGCUCCUCCCCUAUGACUUUUGCCUGGCGCAAGGACCAGGAACUGAUUCGCCAAGGCGAGAUGGAGAACUUUGCACACGUGCGCACUCACCACAAGGGUGCAACGCCCUACACGUCAGGCAUGGGAGGAGGUGUGAUGGAGUACACCACCAUACUGCACCUGCGGCACGCCACCUUUGCCCACGAGGGACGUUACCAGUGCAUCAUCACCAACCACUUUGGCUCCACCUACUCCAACAAGGCUCAAGUUGUCGUCAACGUACUGCCGUCCUUUUUGAAGACACCCAGGGACAGUACCAUCCGCACGGGCCACACUGCCCGGUUGGAGUGCGCCGCAGAAGGCCACCCGGUACCCCAGAUUGCCUGGCAGAAAGACGGCGGCACGGAUUUCCCCGCCGCCCGGGAGCGCCGGAUGCACGUCAUGCCCGAUGACGACGUGUUCUUCAUCAUGGACGUGAAGCCCGAGGACAUGGGCAUGUACAGCUGUACCGCCAAAAACACAGCGGGCACCGUCUCGGCCAACGCCACCCUCACCGUGCUGGAAACACCCCACCUGGCCCAGGAAAUGGAGGACCGCAGCGUGGCGGUGGGAGACACGGUGGCACUGCAGUGCAAAGCCCUCGGGAGCCCAACCCCUCGCAUCACUUGGCUGCACAACGACCAGCCACUGCAACCCUCCGACAGGCACUACUUCACCCCCGGCAACCAGCUGCUGGUCAUCCGCUCUGCCUCGAUGGAGGACACCGGCCGCUACACCUGCCUCAUGUCCAACACGCUGGGCACGGAGCGCGCUCACAGCCAACUGGUGGUGACCCAGCGCAGGAGCGUGUGCGUGUCGCCGGUGGGCCUGAGCACGGUCACCAUUGGUAUCAUCGUCAUUGCGGUGGUGACGAGCAUCGUGGCGACAUCGUUGGUGUGGGUUUGCAUCAUUUACCAGACUAGGAAGAAGAGCGAGGAGUGCAGCGUGACCAACACUGAUGAGACCAUUGUCCCUCCAGAUGUCCCUAGUUACCUGUCAUCUCAGGGCACUCUGUCCGAGCGGCAGGAUGUCUGUAUCCGCGUGGAAGCUGGAAGUGGAGCUCAGCCCAACGGGCAUGUUGUAGACACCUCAGGUUUUGACGGAGCCGUGAUGUGCACAGACUGCAUGGAGACGGGCAACAGCUACGGCGAUGCCGACUACCUGACCCACGGUUACGGCCUCGCUCGAGGCGGCGAGUACCAGCAGCAGCAGCUAGCCCCCCCUCGGUACUCUCAGUGUAACCUGGGGGAGCAGAGGGACCCAGGGUCACACUUAGCAGCUCCGCUCUGCAACGGAACUCCCCACGGGAUCCGAAAGGACAUGCAAGGAUCCACGUAUCCCAAAAAUCACAACACGAUAGAGCGAAGCCAGAACAAUAGAAAAGCGAGCAGAGUGGGACACACGCUGGUGGGCUGCCCGUCGCAGGACGACUCCUUCCACGAGCCGGUGAAGCUGGCCGGCGGGACAAACUACGGACGCCUGGACACUGACUGUGAGCCUGAGCUCAGGCAGACUCUGCUGUCUAACGGACACGCCCUCAGAGCCUCUCAGAAUGAGAGCGCCCUUCUGGGGAGAUCCAGCGACUAGCAGACACUGAAUGCAGCCCAAAAUGUUGACCUUUUUAACUCUUUCUUUGCACUGGGAAAAAACUAAAAACUGCUACCUCACAUCGAGGGGAACGAUCCAGAGUCUCCCGGAUCUGGACCGACACGGGGACGCUGGGAGGAUGAUUGUCGCGGUUGAAGGGGAGAGUCCGGCGUUUGAAGGUGGAGCUUGUGUGGGUGGCGUCCCACCUGAGCGUAUAAGAUGUACAUAGUUUAAAACCUUCGUUUGGGAGGUGACCGGUUUAAAGAAAGAACUUUAGCGCCAAAAAAUGUGACUUGCAUUUGAAGCAUGCAAAUAUAAGGAAUCUUGUACAGUGUAAUUAUGUGCAGUAGGGAAAAAAGAGAAAUAUAAGAGUGGGACUUCUGACUGUACAUAAGAGUUUUCUUAUAUAUUAUAUAACUUUUACAAAAGAGUGUUGGAAUAUAUGUGCAUGGCAAAGAAGGAAGCGAUAUUUUUAUUGUUCUUAGGGAGAAAACAACCUUUUUCAGCUUUGACCAACAUCCAGCUGCUGUGCCUUAUUGCAUGAUCAAAGAAGACUCAACCUGUGAUUUUUAUUUUUUUAUUUUUUAGUGAAAGAUACAGGUACACUUUUAUAGCAAACAAAACACUUGGUUGCACUUGGUGACGUAUUUUAUUUUCUUGGACAAAUGCCGCUAUCUAUGGCCUUACAGAACCAGAAUUCACGUGCAUUGUUGCGGUAUGAAGGAAGAGCUUUGAUGUGAAAUAUUUUUGGUACGUUUGUGGUCAGCCAGCUCCAGCACUUUUUAUGUUCUUCAGAAACAGAUUGUGCACAUCAUCUGCCGACAGGAAUGCGAGGAACCUGCUCCGGGUGGGGGAGACAUUCCACAUUUUUGACACAAUCAGCAGAACAUGCUGUGCCGUUAAGACUCCUCCACUGGUUUGAUAUUAUUAUACCACAGAUUACUGCGAAGCUGCUCUGAUCUACCUAGGAUUAAUGUGUCUCAGGAUGGUUGAGUUGUUUAACUUAAAGUGACGUUAAAAGCCAUUAAUGAGCCCAGAUGUAAGUGGAGAUGCACCGAUCAGAUUUGUGGCCAAUUGUUCGGUUUAUGUUGAAUUUGGACCUUGAUACAUUUUUAGCCAAUUUUUAUUUAGUGAGCUCAGUUGAGGUGUGAAAUCAUUAUCCGAGCUCAGACUUCCGAGACAAACUGUAAAUCUUUAACACAGAUUUCCAAAUGGCUGCAAACAGCAGCGAGUUCCAGAAGAUUAAGAAGCAACUGAGCAGUUUUCUGAUGAAGUUCUCCCCAAAGCAGGUAUGAAGUGACCUCUAGAUGUCUUCGUAGUAAAAAUUCCUUUCAAAUAACAUCUUACACCUUUAGUGCUUCUUCUAAAUUCAUUUUAAACGCCUCACUGAGGCUAAAAUCAGCUAACCUUUGGUCUUGUGUCAGUAAUAACUUCCAUAACGAGGAGUCCAAACUAGCAGGCACUUAGGCGUGGAGUGAUCACUAAAUAGAAAACGACAGCAAUGUUAAGGUUCUGGCCAAGCUGAAAACCAGCCGAUUCCUGUCAUCAGCUCAUUUAUCGGUGCGUCUCCAAGGAACAUUCACAGUUAAAGCUAAAAACGUGUGCUCUGGUCAUUCAUCUGGCUUCAUCCUACGAGUUUUGGGGAAAACCGUGUUACUGCUGUAAUCUUCCUCGACACCCACUGUGCUGCGCUCUGAAGCAGUAAGGCCAGUAUUCCACCCGAGCUCCCAUCAUUGCAGCUCAGUCAUGUCAUGCUUUGUGGUAACGCGGUGAACAGUUGGGAUGCUUGUGAAAACGUGCUUUAACCAAACCAGGAUCAAUGCAGUCAGGAACCCCCUCCCCCACACCCCGCCUCAGACUGCGUCAGUUCCUGGAUACACCGGGUCACAUUCAGGCGAAGCAGUUCCAUCGUGUUUCAGUACCAGAGGUAAGGUGGAGGACAUCCUUCACCAGUUACACCUUUCAGAGGUGGCUUUACCUGCGAGACCACUCAGAGACCCGCCUUAAAGGGACUGGAGGGUGUGAGGUCCAGUUCAAUGUUUUGAGACUAAUUUAUUGAAGCGAAGCGUCUGUACCGAUGUCAAAGCUAAAACAGUGAAGUGUCUAACAUGGCAUUGAAGUGUCUAAUAAAAAAAAACAAAUCACAUUUUGCUAUGA
Molecule: messenger RNA, 6096 nt
Organism: Girardinichthys multiradiatus
Lineage: Eukaryota; Metazoa; Chordata; Actinopteri; Cyprinodontiformes; Goodeidae
Gene: lrig1
Product: leucine-rich repeats and immunoglobulin-like domains 1
Exons: 18
Coding region: 787-3939 (1050 amino acids)
Molecular function (GO): protein binding
Source: RefSeq, a predicted model, not a curated record